AUGAUUGAAUUGAGGUAAUGUCUAAAUUAUAUAUAAAUAGAAGAAUUGUUAUAGUAUGGAAUUUAGAGAAUAUCGAAUACUAGAUGACUAUUAAAAUUAAUUAAGUUAGGAUAGGCGAAAUUUAAUAUGAGAUCAAUAUAGUGGUAAAAAAAGGAAGAGAGUGA
Molecule: messenger RNA, 164 nt
Organism: Paramecium sonneborni
Lineage: Eukaryota; Ciliophora; Oligohymenophorea; Peniculida; Parameciidae
Source: the annotation of a GenBank genome assembly